Messenger RNA from Gossypium arboreum, 6813 nucleotides. RefSeq names its product autophagy-related protein 2. The coding region runs from base 436 to 6411 and encodes 1991 amino acids. Gene Ontology annotation, molecular function: phosphatidylinositol-3-phosphate binding. Gene Ontology annotation, cellular component: phagophore assembly site; extrinsic component of membrane. The record is from RefSeq and is a predicted model, not a curated record. Lineage: Eukaryota; Viridiplantae; Streptophyta; Magnoliopsida; Malvales; Malvaceae. Gene Ontology annotation, biological process: autophagosome assembly; autophagy of mitochondrion; reticulophagy. The transcript has 15 exons.
UAACUUCAACUAUGGUUCUGCAGGCAGCCCAUAAAAUAAUUACCCUAAACUGAAAUUUUGCAUGUGUGUAUAAAACAGCUGGAUUUUUACAAAUUGCAACGUCCAAAAGCGACAGGUUCGUCUCCGAUUCUCAAAAAUAACAACGCAUAAUCAUUGAAUUUUCAUCCAAAAAUCAAUCAAAAUCCCUUGGAAUUGAAGGUUUUUUUUUUUAAAAUUAUUUUUUCUCUCACGAAAAUUCCCCGAUUUUAUUUCUCUUCGCUUUCGCGCUCUAGAUGGAAGUCACAAUCUUCCAUCACGAGCACAUAAUUCACCGUUUCCAAACCCUAAUUUCACCCUAGACCGAGAAAGGGGAAAAAAAGAGAAAGAAACUCUCUUGGUUUGACCAAUUCGCUGCGAAUUUGGAUUGAAACGGCGGCGAAUUGAGGAAAGGACGAGAUGUUUGGCGCGUGGAAUAAUUUUGCGAAAUCGGCUGAGGCGGUGGUUUCACGGUGGGCGGUGAAGAGGGUGUUUAAAUUUUUGUUGAAGAAGAAGCUUGGGCAAUUUAUUUUAGGGGAUAUUGAUUUGGACCAACUCGAUGUUCAGCUUACAGAAGGCACCAUCCAGCUCUCUGACCUCGCCCUCAACGUCGAUUAUCUUAAUCGGAAGAUUGGUCCAGCAGCAUCUUUGGUCAUAAAAGAGGGGUCUAUUGGCUCUUUAUUAGUUAAAAUGCCUUGGAAGGGUAAAGGAUGUCAAGUUGAGGUUGAUGAACUUGAGCUGUUGCUUGCCCCUUGCUCGGAGGAUCAUUUAACAAGUGCAGAUCAGACUUGUAGUUCCAAUGAUGAUGGUAAUGAUUAUAAUUACACCGACUUAGGGAAAUUUUCAAAUGAAAUGGCAGGAAGUUCUAGGAAUCCUGAUAAUGUCCAUGAAGGUGUAAAGACAAUUGCAAAGAUGGUAAAAUGGUUUCUUACAAGCUUUAAUGUAAAGAUUAAAAAGUUAAUAGUUGCAUUUGAUCCAUCUCUAGAGAAGGGUGAAAAACUGGGCUUCCACAGGACUUUGGUGCUUCGGAUAUCAGAAAUAGAAUGUGGAACUUGUGUCUCUGAAGAUUCUGGUUUAGGUGAUGAAGGUAGAGAUCACAGUUUUCUUGGAAUUAGCCAACUUACAAACUUCGUUAAAUUCCAUGGAGCUGCACUUGAGCUUCUUCAGAUGGAGGAUGUUGACAAUAAAUCCUGUGCUUCACACACAUCAGGAAUGACUUUUUCUGGAUUGCAGUCCUGUUCUCCAUCAAAUGCUGCUAUUCGAAUCCUGUCAGGGAAAGGAGGUGGAUUUUCAGGGAAUUUGAAGCUUAGCAUUCCCUGGAAGAAUGGUUCCUUGGACAUUCGCAAAGUGGAUGCAGAUGUUUCCAUUGAUCCAGUAGAAUUAAGAUUUCAACCUAGCAUAAUUAAAUGGUUCUUACUUUCGUGGGAAACUUGCAAGAAGUUUGACAAGGUUGAGAAUAGUAUGCACUAUGAGACAGCAGACUCUAUAUACUUAAAUUCCAAUUCUCAAUUCCAAUCACCAGCACAUGCUUCUGCCAUGGCUGUCAUUGAUGAAGUUGUAGAAAAUCAUGGAAGGUUUUCUGCAGACUGUAAUUCCUUGCGUGUUCAAGAAUCUGUUGAUGAAGUUUUGCUACCUGGUUCGCGUUUUAUACCUAAUUGGGUACCAAUUUCCAUUGGUAAAAACAAGAGGGACUGUGUUGGAGAAGAAGUUGACUUUGGUGCAAGCGUGGACCAAUUUUUCGAGUGUUUUGAUGGAAUGAGAAAUUCACAAUCAGCUUUGGGAAGUAGUGGAAUGUGGAACUGGACGUGCUCUGUUUUCAGUGCAAUAACUGCUGCAUCCAGCCUUGCAUCUGGAUCUUUGUAUAUUCCUUCUGAACAGCAGCACGUUCAAACUAAUCUUAAAGCAGCCUUUGCUGGAAUUUCUAUUGUGUUGUCCUUUCAUGAUGAAGAUCUGGAUCAUUUGUGUGAUCUAAUAGAUCUCAAUUCAAACAUUCAUUAUUUGGGCAUAGAAUGCAGGGAUAUCUCUGUUCGCAUGCAGGUAUGUCCUCAAGAAAUGAGGUUCGAAGGAACAAUGGUGCAUGUUGAAGCUGCUGAUUAUUUCUUCUGCAAGGAUGGAGGGGAUGGUAGCAGUAAUGUUGACAGUAAAACCUUUAAAAUCAGAAAUCUGCAAGAUGAGGUUCACCAUGCUCUUCCUCUGUUUUCCUCGUCUACGGGAGAUCAAUCAUCAGGUGUAUUCUGCGAGUUAGUUUCUACUGAUUUUCCACUCAGAGGCAAGGGUGAUAUGGUCAAAAUUAUGUUGUUUACAACCUCUGGGGUGACUCACUGCCAUUGUACUGUGAGGUCUAGUUCAUCUGGUGGUGGGUUUUCAGGGAAAACUUCUUUCUUACUGAAACUGCCACCUCUAACUUUUUGGUUUAACUUCUCCUUGCUAAAAAUGUUAUCGGAGCUCUUGAAGGAAGUUGGAAAAUCUACGGAAAUAGGUAAUAACAAAAAAGCCUCAUAUGAUGCUUGCUAUGAGAAUUCUGAAUCAUCUCAUCCUCGUGUGAAAAGAAGUUCUAGCACUUGCAUUACAACCUUGCCUUCAGCAGAAACGUUACGAGGCAACAUAUUAAUCUCCAAUGCAAGAGUAAUUCUCUGUUUCCCUUUUAAGAGUGAUGAUGAUGAUGAUGGAAGAUACACUUCAUGGGAUCAAUUUAUUGUUCUUGAUAUUUCUUCACCAUCACCAUCAAAGGGUGGAAUGCAAGACAAUAGUCCACAUCUUGAUGGAAGUCUGCAGAAACAAUUUCCCUCAGCUGGCACACGCUCUUUGCAUCUGAACUUUGGUAAUCUUUGCUUAUACUCAGUCAUAUCUGCUCAUAAAGAUGGUAGUGGAAUUGACUAUGGUGGCAUGCAGAGGCAUAAAUUUUCUUCUCAAAAGAUUCUAUCUGUCAGCAACAGGAGUGGGUGUCUUUCCUUCAUUAGUAUCUUUUGGCAGGAGGGUCCUGUGACUGGCCUUUGGAUAGCAGAGAAAGCCAAGUUCUUAGCGACACAAGAAGAAAGCAGGAGUGGAAGUAAAUCCAUAGGAAAAGGUUAUGAAUUUGCCACUGUUACCACUGUGAAAGAUCUUGAUGAUCUAAGUGUUCAAACCCGCCAGGAGAUAAUCUUUAGCACCACAUGCUUUGCUCACAUUCAUUUGUCUUCUGUUAUGGUUGACCUCGACAGUUCACAGUAUAGUGGUUUGCAUAACCUUUUAAAACAGAUUAUUACUGGAUUAUCGUGUUUCUCAUGUGAUGCAACUGGUACCAAAGAAGAGGAUUCGAUGCCUCAAACAUCAGUUCUUCUGGAAUGCGAUUCUGUAGAAAUUUCAAUCAAACCAGAUGCAGUUGAAAAUGUGAAAGCUCCCAUGCAGAGUGAACUUCCAGGUUCAUGGGGUUGUCUGAGACUGAACAUUCAGAAAUUCGAUUUACUAUCUGUCUCAAAUAUUGGUGGUAUUACGGGUUCCAGUUUUCUAUGGUUAACCCACAGUGAGGGUACAUUAUGGGGUUCAAUCUCUGGGGCUCAAAAUCAGGAGUUUCUUUUAAUCUCAUGUAGUGAUUCUGCAAUGAAACGUGGUGAUGGAGGAGGUUCAAAUGCUUUAUCUUCUAGGUUAGCUGGUUCAGAUAUUGUAAACUUCUGGGAGCCAGAGAGCUGCCAAGAUUUUACAUCUAUAACUGUGAGGUGCAGCACAAUUGUUGCUGUAGGUGGUCGUUUGGACUGGAUGGAUGUGAUAUGCUCCUUUUUCAGCUUGCCUUCGGUGGAUCCUGAACAAUCUGUUGAGCAUAAUUUACCAAAGGGAGAUUUAGACACUCCCCCUCGCAGAGCUUCAUUUGUUCUUAAAUUGGUUGAUAUUGCCGUGAGUUAUGAACCCCACUUAAAGAACUUGACUGUUCAUAGUGAAGUUCUUGAUUCAAAUUCUGCUUAUUCAAAUGGCAAAGAAGACAUGUCUGAAUCUUAUGUAGCUUGUCUGCUAGCUGCAUCUACCUUCUGUCUUUCAAAUUCAAUGGUGGCAGAUUCCCUAGAUAAUGAAUAUAAAAUUAGAGUGCAAGAUCUAGGUCUUCUUCUUCGUGAAGUCUUUGAGUGUGACAAACUUGGGGAUUCUUAUAGUGCCGAACAACUUAAUGGGGAUGGUUAUGUUAAAGUUGCUCGAGAGGCACUUAUUGAAGCUGUUGUAAAAACUAACUGUAGCAAUGGCCUUCUGUGGAUGGUAGAGUGUUCUAAUUCUCAAAUUUAUGUUGAAACCUGCCAUGACACCACAUCUGGUUUGAUUCGCCUGGCCGCUCAAUUCCAACAGUUAUUUGCCCCUGAUGUGGAGGAGUCUGUUCUGCACUUACAAACACGGUGGGAUAAUUAUCAGAUGGCACAACAGAGGACUGAUGAGAAAAGUAGAGACCUAAAUUCGGACAUUAGCCCAUCUUCUCAAAUUCAUACUGCUACUGUAGAGUUAGAGGGUAAAUGUGGGGUGGCUGGCUUGAUGGAUGAGAUAUCUGAAGAUGCAUUUUGCUUGGAUGGAAAGGAGACCUUCCAAUUCAGUUCUUCUGGGGUAGAGUUUCACCUUCCCCUUGAGGAACAUGUUACUGAAGAAGCUUGUAGCUUAAGCUUUGAAAAUGCUGAGAUGUUUUCUCGCGAUCUACCUGUUAAUGGGAUAGGUCUUGAAAGUAGCCAAACUUCCUUUCUAGAACCAGGUUGCUUCCCUGAACUAAUAGAAAGUUACUGUCUAUCUGAGUUACGCCCCCUUACAGAAUUAUCUACAGGACUAAAAUCUUCUCAUGAGGUCCUGAAAAACAGAUCCAUAGAUAUGGGGGAGGGAGAUCUUGGAAGAGAGAACGGUGGAUGGUAUGAAGAUGCUUAUUUAAGAAUUGUAGAAAAUCACAUUUCAGAACCAAGUGGUCAAGCUGGUUUGAAACCAAUUGUGGAAGGCCAGCUUUCAUAUCAUAACUCUGGUGUACCUGAUAAUACAGUAAACAUCAUAGGACGUGUACUCCUUAAGAACAUUAAUGUAAGAUGGAGAAUGCAUGCUGGGCUGGACUGGCACAAAACUAGAAAGAGUAACAUGUGUUCCAAUAAUAUUCUUGGAAAGGAUAGAACUGUAUGUCUAGAGCUUGCAGUAUCUGGGUUGGAAUUUCAAUAUGACAUAUUCACACCUGGUGGAGUAUCUGUGUCCAAACUUUCUCUUUCAGUCCAUGAGUUUCAUCUCUAUGACAAGAGCACAGAUGCACCUUGGAAACUGGUGCUAAGAUACUACGAUUCAAAAGAUCAUCCUAGGGAAUCCUCUUCAAAGGCAUUCAAACUGGACCUAGAGGCUGUAAGACCAGAUCCUUCUACACCUCUUGAGGAAUACCGGUUACGCAUUGCCCUCCUUCCUAUCCGGUUACAGCUUCAUCAAAGCCAACUUGAUUUUCUCAUCAGCUUUUUUGGUGAAAAAAGCACUUCACUUGAUCAGACUACUAGCUGUCAUCCAGAUACUGAUUUGUUGGUGAAGAAGAGCCAUAAUCUUGCUGGCCAUGCCAUUGCAAAUGAGGCAUUGCUACCUUAUUUUCAGAAGUUUGAUAUUUGGCCCAUUAUUGUUCGAGUUGACUAUAGUCCUCACCAUGUUGAUCUAGCUGCACUGAAAGGUGGUAAAUAUGCGGAACUUGUAAACUUUGUUCCAUGGAAGGGAAUUGAGCUAGAACUUAAACACGUUCAUGCUGUUGGUGUCUAUGGGUGGGGCAGUGUUUGUGAAACAAUUAUCGGGGAGUGGUUGGAAGAUAUUUCUCAAAAUCAGAUUCAUAAAGUAUUGUGUGGCUUUCCUACCGUCCAAUCUUUGGCUGCUGUUGGUGCUGCUGCUGCAAAGCUGGUUUCCUUGCCACUUGAGAGCUAUAGAAAAGAUCAGAGGGUACUGAAGGGAAUGCAAAGAGGUACAAUGGCAUUCCUUCGAAGUAUAUCACUUGAAGCUGUUGGACUUGGUGUGCAUUUGGCAGCAGGGACUCGUGACAUUCUGCUUCAGGCUGAGUAUAUGUUCACAAAUAUUCCUCCUCCUGUAUCAUGGUCUUCACAAGGCAAGUCAAAGACGAAGAAAAAGACAAAUGUUAGGCAUAAUCAUCCUAAAGAUGCCCAACAAGGAAUACAACAGGCUUAUGAGAGCAUCAGUAAUGGGCUUGGGAAAUCUGCUUCUGCUUUGGUUCAGACACCUUUGAAAAAAUACCAACGAGGAGCCAGUGCAAGUUCUGCUCUGGCAACUGCUGUUAGGGCAGUUCCUACUGCUGCUAUAGCGCCAGCUUCCGGUUGUGCAAGUGCAAUACACUGUGCUCUCCUUGGACUCAGAAAUAGCCUUGAUCCUGAACGCAAGAAAGAGUCGAUGGAGAAAUAUUUUGGUCCCACUCUGCCACGGGAUCCAAAUUAAUCUUGCAACCAACAGUGUCACUUCUGGAUUGUUGUGAUAGAUCAAAGAGUGUUCUUUCCUCGAGGAGAACACGGAUUGUCAUGUACCUCGACUUUUCGCUGGCGAGAGUUCGACUUUUCAUGUAUACAGUUAAUCUAGGCCAUUACACUGAUUCUUUUCUCGUCGGAAUCGGAUUCCGGCUGUAAGUUUUGUACAAAAAUGUAAUUAUGUAUAUCAGUAAUUAUUAGCAAAGUUUUAGCUUUCCUAUAGUGAUGGUCUUUCCCACUAAAAACAGUGAGGUGUGCUGUGUGCACGGUGCAUAUUGCUUCUGUUUUGUGUUGUAAAUAAACUCAUUGCAUAUUUGUUAUUCAGAAAAGAAAAAAGAAAGAAAAAGGAAGCAAUUUGAAUUCCUCUUUCAAAGAA